Octopus sinensis (East Asian common octopus) is the source of this 2602-nucleotide messenger RNA. Its product is annotated as regulator of G-protein signaling 7. Bases 1109 to 2602 code for a protein of 497 amino acids. The record is from RefSeq and is a predicted model, not a curated record. Lineage: Eukaryota; Metazoa; Mollusca; Cephalopoda; Octopoda; Octopodidae. The transcript is spliced from 16 exons. Gene Ontology annotation, biological process: G protein-coupled receptor signaling pathway; regulation of G protein-coupled receptor signaling pathway; intracellular signal transduction.
UUGAAAAAGACCGCCACUUGCGUUAGACACACACAGCAGAGGAAAGAGUGCUUUGUCGGGCGCCGUCUCUUUUAAGGACCAAGUGGCGGAGCCGACAGCCGCGACACCAGCCCUCCCGACCCCCUACCACCACACUGCACCCACACGUUCAUAAUAGUGUUCUACUAGCACCGAUUCUGCUGUUGGCCCCUUACCACUCUACUGUGUCAGAUACUACUACAAAACUCGGCUCUGGGGUUAAUUAUAUAUAUCUGCUUUUAAAACUAAGGACCGACCGUGCGAUAAACAAAGUCCCUCACUUUUUUGUAUCACCCACAAAGACACAUCGCACAACAAACAACACUACAGAACCCAGCAAUCAGCAUCACCAUCCUAAUCACCCUAAUUGCUUCUUUAACCCCCCCCCCUACCUCGUACCCUUGCCACCAGCCUCUCACACACCCUUCUCUUUCUAUUCCUCUUUCUCUCGUCUUCUUUUUUCUUACCAUCUCCUACACACACACUCACACAACUCUUGUAUCUAUCGCUGAAAUCAAUCAAUCGAUUAAUCUAUCUCUCUCUCUUUACUUCACCCUCUUUCUCACUUAUCUUUCUUUUCAUCUAUAUCUAGUUCUCUCUCUCUCUCUCUCUCUCUACCGCGUUCAAACUAUCUGCCUCUCUUUCUACCUAUAAGUUUGUUUAUCUCUCUCUCUCUCUCUCUCUCUCUCUUUCCUUCUAUUUGUCUAUCUAUUUGCAUUUAUUUUUCUGUCUAUAUCUAUCUAUCCAUCUUUCUAGCUAUCGAGCUCUCUCUCUUUCUCUUUCUUUCUCUCUCUCUCUCUCAAUCUCUCUCUCUCUUAAUCUUUCUAUCUAUAGAAAGAAAGAAGAUAAAAGCCAACCUCCGCUACAGCUGGUUUAAUUUCACUCUCAUCCUCUCAAUUUUCCUCCCCCAUCUCCCUUUCAUUUUCCUUAAUAGUUCUUAUACUUUCUCCCCCCACUCCCUCCCUUGCUCUUUCCUCUUUACUCCUACCACCACCACAACACCCCCUCUCUCUUUCUCUCUCUCUCUCUCCACACACACACACUCGGCGCCCUGACACCAAACUCUCAAAGACAUUUUUGUUUUUCCAUUAUGACCAUAACUUCGUUUACCAUGGAUUUUCACCAAGAGAACAAAAAACACAGACGGAUGGUUUUCCACAAAAUGGAACAGCUUGUGAAGCAGAUGAGUGAUCCGAGUAAUGGCAUCCAAGUUCGCACACAAAAACAGUUCCUCACAACGAUUCCGAAAGCAUUCACAGGAAGUGAUCUUAUUGACUGGUUGAUGAAGAAACUUGAUAUCACAGAACUUAACGAAGUCUACCACUUAGCCAGUCUCCUCUGUCACUAUGGAUAUAUUUUCCCAAUCACCGAUACGAAAUCGUUGAGUGUCAAAGAAGAUGGAUCCUUAUACCGCUUUCAGUGCCCUUAUUAUUGGCCUCAAAGUGAUAUGUCUUCAGACAAUGAAGCUUAUGCCAUACAUUUAACCAAGAGAAGCAUGCGUAACAAGCAGAAGCAUGGCCUUGAGGAUUAUGAACAGGCAGCAUUAAAUCGACUCAAGACUAUGUAUUCUGAUAAAUGGAAUAUGAUCAAUACCCAGGCAGAAAAUCAAGUGCAGAUUGCUAAGGAGAAAAAGAAAAUCGACAAAAUGAUAUGUGAUAGUCAAGAGAGGGCUUUCUGGCGAGUGCAUAAACCAGCACCAGGACAAAUAAAAUCUUUUGAGGAACAAUCAAAGAGGAACUUCUCACCUUCACAGAUAACUGCCAAAAAGGAAAGCAAGGAGUAUUUACAAAAUAAGGUAAACAAUCUGACAGCCUCUCUAGAAAAACCAAGGAUGCGUAUGUCAAAGGUCAUUGAAAGUUAUCAGAAUCGGGUAGACCAAUAUCAUGAUUUUGAUCCAUUCUUUUGUCCUCCUCAUCCAUCCAAUCCAUGGAUUACUGAUGAUACCACAGCCUGGACAGCAAGCUCAAACUGUGAUCAACCAACUGAAAAACGGGUUAAGAUGUGGAGCUUUGGCUUACAUGAAUUACUCUCGGACAGAGCUGGACUCGUCUGCUUUGAAUCGUUUCUCAGGAAAGAGUUUAGCCAUGAAAACAUCCACUUCUGGCUGGCCUGCAAAGCCCUCAAAUCCUGUGCACAGUCUCAAGUGGCAAGUAAGGUCGAGAAAAUCUAUGAAGACUUUCUGGCACGUGGUGCUCGCUGUGAGAUAAACAUUGAUUGUAAGACAAUGGAGGAAGUACAAACAAACCUCAAGAAGAAACUAUCCAGAUAUACAUUCGACCCUGCACAAAGUCAUAUCUAUACUCUCAUGAAGAAGGACAGCUAUGCACGAUUCCUUCGUUCUGAUGAAUAUAAGACUUUACUUGCCAACGCUGUACAACCAACUGGCAAGAAAAAGUUCUCUCUUUUAAGAGUACUUAUAAGCAGCUUGGCACUAAAACUCUGGGCAGAACUUGAGAGAAGAUUAGCUAUGGCUUUGAUUAUGUUCUCUGGAACUUUAGCUAAGCAAGUUGAAGAGCUCCAUGAAUGGGGGACAGAAUCAAAGGCUUUCUAUACAUCAACUUGUAAUUAUUCCAGAGAAUCUUAA